GCCUGCAACGGGGGAUGCAGAGCGUCCUGGUCGCCAUGAAAACAGGCCACACCCCGGCGAUCCCUGCCCGUGGUUCGCAAGUGCGCAGCCGCGCGCCCCCUUCCGCGCAUGAGCAGUUCUGCUCCCAACCCGCCAGUCGCGGUCUCCGGCGCCAGCUACGCCGCUGCCGCUGUCACUAUGGCCCAUUACAAAGCCGCCGACUCGAAGCGUGAGCAGUUCCGGAGGUACUUGGAGAAGUCGGGGGUGCUGGACACGCUGACCAAGGUGUUGGUAGCCUUAUAUGAAGAACCAGAGAAACCUAACAGUGCUUUGGAUUUUUUAAAGCAUCACUUAGGAGCUGCUACCCCAGAGAAUCCAGAAAUAGAGCUGCUUCGCCUAGAACUGGCUGAAAUGAAAGAGAAAUAUGAAGCUAUUGUAGAAGAAAAUAAAAAACUGAAAGCAAAGCUUGCUCAGUAUGAACCACCUCAGGAGGAGAAGCGUGCUGAAUAGGAUUCUUCUCAGUUGAAAAGACAAUGAAAAAUGGUUUUGUAUGACUUGAAUAGUUUGUAUAGUAUAUAAUCUUUUCUGAACAGAUGCUAUAGAACUCUUUUAAUAUGUUUAAUUCACCUAUCACACUCUGUUAAAAACACAUAGAAUCAUCAAUAAAAACUCAAUAUAACUUUCUUUGGGUCUUAAAGCAGGAGAAUCCAAAGUAAAUCCUGGAAAAAACCUAAACACAGCCAUCUAACUCAUUACCUUAAAAGACAUUCUGUUUAUUAGUCUGAUUAGGAAUGAUGGCACUGGUUGUAUUUUAGCCAAGACAGUUUAGCAUGGAGCUAUUCCUUGGUAUAGUUCAGGAUAUGAACACAGGUACAGUCAUUCUUUGAAGGUGACACUGUUGUGUAUAUUCCCUAUAGGCAGCUGGAGAGAUCUGUGUGACACAAGAUGCUUUUGUACAGGUUCCCAUGAAUCUUUUGCUCUUGUUUGUGUAACAUGGAACAAAUAACUUCUUUGCCACCACUUUGCCUUAGAUAACUGUGUGUGUGUGCCAGUUUGAACUCUGACACCACAUUUUCCUUCUAUGCAAUCAUGCCUUGUCUGAUAAUCUUGCAUUGCUUUGCUCUAAGCUUUAGUGGGUCCUAGUUGCACACUGGCCUUUCUGUGCUGUUUUUCAAUUUGCCUAAUAAUAGCAGUUACCCUUAUUGUAAUUUAUGUAACUUUAAACAGGAUCACACUGUACCCCCUGCCUGCCUUAUUUGCUUACUGAGCACAGGACAGAGGCAAUAUACAACUCUGGGUUCACACACAAGCUGAGAUGAGAAGAGGAAUGAGCCAUAUAUUGUGGAAAAUCAUAGUUUGUAGGUAUAAUUAUAUAGUGCUUUUCUCCCUCAAAGUAUUUUUCUAGUCUUGAAUUCAUUUUAUCUUCAUUAUAUAAUCCCUGUGAAGUAGGUGGGACAAGUAUGAGGGGAAGAGGGGUGCUGAAUUUUUAGGCCAAAGACUGAUAUUAAUACAAAUCACUCACUAACUGUAGAGCCUUGGGCAUAUCAGUGAACUGCUCUAAGAUUUACUGUCUUCAUCUGUUUAAUGAGUAGAAUAUCCGUGAUGCCUACCUCACAGGGUUGUUGUGAGGGUCAAAUGAGAAUGUAUGUGAAAGAUUUGUAAAUGGUAAAGCACUAUAUUCUUGUUUGUUA
Molecule: messenger RNA, 1670 nt
Organism: Macaca mulatta (Rhesus monkey)
Lineage: Eukaryota; Metazoa; Chordata; Mammalia; Primates; Cercopithecidae
Gene: MYCBP
Product: MYC binding protein
Biological process (GO): regulation of DNA-templated transcription
Cellular component (GO): nucleus
Molecular function (GO): transcription coactivator activity
Source: RefSeq, a predicted model, not a curated record